Stereum hirsutum FP-91666 SS1 is the source of this 711-nucleotide messenger RNA. RefSeq lists its product as uncharacterized. The record is from RefSeq and is a predicted model, not a curated record. The transcript is spliced from 2 exons. Lineage: Eukaryota; Fungi; Basidiomycota; Agaricomycetes; Russulales; Stereaceae. The annotation marks the transcript as partial. Gene Ontology annotation, molecular function: nucleic acid binding.
AUUUACGCCAUGGACGAGGUCAAUUUCCUACCUGGAGUGAGCCGAAAAGUACGGGUUAUAGGAAGGCGAGGGGUGAAGAACACAUACCAAAUGUCGGGCGGCGAACGAACAAGUCUCACGGUCAUGGCACCCAUCUGUGCAGACGGCUCGUAUCUUUUCCCAACUGUCAUCUUCAAGGGGAAAGGUAUGCUGAAGAAAUGGAGAGAGAAUAAUCCUCUCCCUGCCCAGGGCUACACAAACAAUCUUCUCACACGUUCGUGGAUCGAACAUUUCGACAAGGAUACACAGGAUAAAGAUCCUGGGGCCAAGCGGGUUUUGGUCUUCGAUGUGCACCGAACACACUACAACCUUCCGCUUCUCACCUACUCUAUCGACCACAAUAUCUCAAUCCUUGGUUAUACUCCUAAGACCACCGCACUCUGCCAAACUCAGGACGUCGUACUCUUCAGUCCCUUAAAGACCGCAUACGAUGAUGUGCGAGUUCGCUGGAAGGACGUGCACAAGCAGUCUGUGCGGGUAGAAAAUUUCCUCGAGAUAUAUGCCACUGCGCACCGGGCAACGUUCACGAAGGACAAUAUUCUCGAGGCGUUCAAGAAGACUGGGCUUGUUCCCUUCAACCCAGACGUGAUUCCUGAGAGUGCUAUGGCGCCAAGCAAGGAGCUCUCCAUCCACGGAGGAUUUCCUGUCCAGCCUCCUGCUCCAGUUAGAGCA